Ochotona princeps (American pika) is the source of this 1448-nucleotide messenger RNA. Its product is annotated as polyadenylate-binding protein-interacting protein 1. The record is from RefSeq and is a predicted model, not a curated record. Gene Ontology annotation, molecular function: translation activator activity; RNA binding; protein binding. Gene Ontology annotation, biological process: regulation of translational initiation. NCBI's taxonomy places the organism in Eukaryota, Metazoa, Chordata, Mammalia, Lagomorpha, Ochotonidae.
CUUCUCUCUGGAGAAUCACCAUCAAGUAGGUCGGGCCCGCAAGGGAACAAGCAAGACCCCUGAGAGCUCCACCUACUUCACAGGAGAAAAUCCCACAGCAGAACUCGGAGUCAGCAAUGGCUAAACCCCAGGUGGUUGUAGCGCCCGUGUUAAUGUCCAAGCUGUCUGCGAAUGCCCCUGAAUUCUACCCAUCAGGCUCCUAUGAAGAUGGGUGUGAGGAAUAUCCCACUCUAUCAGAGUAUGUUCAGGACUUUUUGAAUCAUCUCACAGAACAGCCUGGCAGUUUUGAAACUGAAAUUGAACAGUUUGCAGAGACCCUGAACGGUUGGGUUACAACAGAUGAUGCUUUGCAAGAACUUGUCGAACUCAUCUAUCAACAGGCUACGUCUAUCCCAAACUUCUCUUACAUGGGAGCUCGCCUGUGUAAUUACUUGUCCCAUCAUCUGACAAUUAGCCCACAGAGUGGCAACUUUCGUCAAUUGCUACUUCAAAGGUGUCGGACUGAGUAUGAAGUGAAAGAUCAAGCUGCGAAAGGGGAUGAAGUGACUCGGAAACUUCAUGCAUUUGUCCUCUUCCUCGGAGAGCGCUUCCUUAACCUGGAGAUCAAGGGAACAAAUGGACAGGCUAUGAGAGCAGAUAUUCUUCCAGUUGGUCUUCGAGGGUUGCUGAAUGCGCUUUUUUCUAAUCCUAUGGAUGACAACUUAAUCUGUGCAGUGAAAUUACUGAAGUUGACAGGAUCCGUUUUGGAAGAUGCCUGGAAGGAAAAAGCCAAGACUGAUAUGGAAGAAAUUAUUCAGAGAAUUGAAAAUGUUGUCCUUGAUGCUAACUGCAGCAGAGACGUAAAGCUCCCGAAGCUGGUGGAGCUCUGGUCAAGUAGCUGGGGUAGAGUCCAUGCAAUUUCAGCCUACAGAGAAGCAACACCUGAGAAUGAUCCUAACUACUUCAUGAACGAACCAACAUUUUAUACAUCCGAUGGUGUUCCUUUCACCGCAGCUGAUCCAGAUUACCAAGAGAAAUAUCAAGAAUUACUUGAACGAGAAGAUUUUUUCCCAGAUUAUGAAGAAAAUGGAACAGAUUUAUCCGGGGCUGGUGAUCCAUACUUGGGUGAUAUUGAUGAUGAGAUGGACCCAGAGAUAGAAGAAGCUUAUGAAAAGUUUCGUUUGAAAUCAGAGUGUAAGCGAAAGCAAUAAAGUAAAUUUCAGUGUAUCAGUUUUAUAAAACAGUUUAGGUAUGGUGAUUUAGCAGAAUGCAGGACAGCAAGAAAAUUUGUUAUAUCAAAUUAAGGAUCUUGAGUUACGUUACUAAUGUAUGCAACUUUAAUUUUGUUUAACACUUAUCUGCCAAAAUAAACUUUAUUCCCUAUAACUUAAAAUGUGUAUAUAUAUAAAAUAGAUUAUUAUGUACAGUUAAUUCUGUUUUGGCUGCAAUAAAAUCGAUUUUGAAAUAAA